Molecule: messenger RNA, 1336 nt
Organism: Ciona intestinalis (vase tunicate)
Lineage: Eukaryota; Metazoa; Chordata; Ascidiacea; Phlebobranchia; Cionidae
Product: PDZ and LIM domain protein 3
Biological process (GO): actin cytoskeleton organization; muscle structure development
Cellular component (GO): adherens junction; filamentous actin; stress fiber
Molecular function (GO): muscle alpha-actinin binding; actin binding
Source: RefSeq, a predicted model, not a curated record
UUAGAAUUUAAGAUCAAAGUUUAGACUUUUAGGCUGCGUUCAUAAGGAUGCCGUAUGAAGUUUCGAUGUCUGGUGGAAGUCCAUGGGGCUUCAGGCUCACCGGUGGGGUCGUUAACGGUACCCCGGUCACCGUUUCCAGGGUCACCCCUGGUGGUAAAGCUGCCCAGGCCAAUGUAAUGCAAGGAGAUGUACUUGUGGCAUUGAACGGAACCUCCAUUAGCGACAUGGACUUGCCAGAAAUCAUGGAACAAGUCAAGAUAUCAGGAUGGACAAUUCAUUUGACUCUUUUGAGCCAAGAGGAGAUCGAACACUCAUCGCAGAUGAAGAGAAAAUCGGAAUCAAACUUCACAUCCGUAACUGAAUUAGAACGCCCACGAAGCCAGUUGGCAAUGACACCAUGCAGUGAACGGCCGUCAAGCAAGUUAAGGCUGCGAUCUGUUGAUAAAAAGAUUAUGGGACGAAAGAAGAAAAAGUCCCCACCCAUUCCUCCUGAUAACCAUGGCAACCAUAGAAGUAGUAAUAACAUGCCACGAAUUGUGAUCAAAGUUGGUGGUCGUGCGAAUAAUUCGCAACCUAUAGUCGACGAUUCGAGCUUCCACAACGGCGAUGAACCCAUUUCGCCAGUGAAAGCUUUCAGCGUUGACAACGUCAGUGAACGAAGUGCAAGUCCGCAAGUCGCACCGAAGCCCAAGCCACGUAAAACUGUGCAACCGCAAGAGGUCGAUAUUGAGCAAGAAGAGGAAUGUACCGAGCAGUCAAGUAAACCAGAAAAGAAGGUCCCUGAUUUCAUUAGAAGACAAAUCAAACCGACGAAGCCUUUGCCACAGGAAUUCAAACCUCAAGUUUCGUGGCUCCAUAACAAGCUUCGAUUAAAAUUGAAACCAGGACAGGCAUUAACUGACCCCGGUAAUUCACUGAAGGCUGCAGCAGCUGCUUACCCUUGUCAACCUAUUGAGAUUGAGGGUCCAGUGUCAGCAACGAUUGUGCAUGCCCAGUACAAUACACCGGUCGGUAUGUACAGUGCCAACCAGAUCGUGAACACGCUCGUCACCACAGCGCAUGCGCAGGGUGCAGAUGUCCCAGAACCACAAUCUAUCUUUGGAGACCAGGAAGUACCAGUUGAUACAAAUACACCCGUGUUCAAGCUAGUGCACAAGUCUGAGCGAUCUACGCCGACUCCAGCUCAGUCAAGAUCUAUUCAAAUACUGGAUGCGCUGUUGGACUAUGAGAACGGAGACCUGAAAAUCUAAGACGUGGAUCGCAUUGUAUCGUGUUAUGCCUUUACUUUGAAAGUUUAACUUUAAAUGUAAAUAUAAACUUAAAUUUGGACGCAGAA